Penicillium salamii is the source of this 2154-nucleotide messenger RNA. The record is from the annotation of a GenBank genome assembly. NCBI's taxonomy places the organism in Eukaryota, Fungi, Ascomycota, Eurotiomycetes, Eurotiales, Aspergillaceae.
AUGGAUAUCACCACCACGAUGACCCUGCCGUCGGAUUCCUUGGGUCGGAUGUCCAAUUACACCCUCGGCGUCACAGAGGAACAAACACCCGUCCGAAAAGAAGCUAUAGACAAUAGUUCACCCAAGGUGAAUCACUUUUCAAGCUACUCUGAUGUAGUACUUGACCAUUUAUUGGAACUAUUGAACGAACGUCCGAUCCGCCAAAGGUGGAAGCUCAACACAUUUCUAAGGGGGGAUCGAAUCCGACCAGGGGAAUCUUUCAACUAUGAACCGCUGCCGCCCGGAGGAAGUGCAACUUUUCGUCUCUUGACUCUUCUUCCUGGAAAAAAUUUCGAACAGAUACGCUGCGAGCUUACGGUUGCCACUAUCCAUGAUACCGAAUACGAGGCUCUCUCAUAUUUUUGGGGGACAGACGCAGCUCUACCUACAAUCAUGUGCAAUGGUGCGAGAAUGAACGUCAGCCGGAACUUGAAGCGAGCUUUGAAAGACCUUCGUUAUGCAGAUCGUACGAGGGUUUUGUGGGCAGAUGCUAUCUGUAUCAACCAAAGAGAUCUGCUAGAGAAGGAAAAACAAGUCAACCAGAUGGGGAACAUUUAUCGACAUGCAAAACGUACCGUCAUACAUAUGCACAUGGGGUUUCAAACUUUAGGCAUUGAACGGCCUUUCCCCGUGUUACAGCAACUGCAACGUCUGUACCAUUACCUUUGUGCUGGGCAGAUAGACCUCACCACAAUUCUUGAAGCUGCUACAAUGAAGCUCAAGGUGUACAAAGGAACAAUACCUACUUUUUUAAUGUUGGAGCGAAUGGACUCACUUACAUGGCAUUCAUACUUCAAACGUAUGUGGAUUGUUCAAGAAGUCGCACUGGCCAAACAUGUUUCAGUAUCAUACCAUGGAUACGAAUUCGAAUGGAACUUCUUCAAGGAAGCCAUGUUGAUGAGAGCAAUCAUAUUACUGGGAGCCAAAGGAGUGGCAAUCCCUGCCACCUUGUUCGACGUUUUUGUCCUUCAGUUGAUUGCAAUGCGAGAGAACUUUCAAAGAAAUUUUACUUCCCGACAAUUCAACCUGCUGAACCUUCUGAACUUUACCCGAGUCUUCAGCGCUUCGAAUCCGUUAGACAAGGUCUAUGGGGUUUUUGGGUUGACUAAUUCAAACCUAGAGGAAAUGGACUUGCGGGCCGAUUACACUCGGAGCGCUGAAGACCUUUAUAUUGAUGUCGCUGCGAGGGUACUGAAAGAAUCCCCCAAUCUUGAUAUCAUGUCAAUCGCAGGUCACCCUCAAGCCAAAACCAGUAUCAACAGCUGCCCACUCCCAUCGUGGGUUCCCGAUUGGCGCAACUCCCGGUAUUACCCACGUCCGCUAGUUUUUCGCAAGCCUAGAGGCGUGUAUGAACACUGGCCGUACAAUGCCUCCAAGCAUUCUGUGUACAACUUCAAAAUUUUGCCCAGCAAUCCCCGUAAAGAGUUACUGGUCCGUGGCUGUUUCCAUGAUCGGAUUUCAGAUUUGACUAUGAUAAUGCAUCCGGCAUACAAUAACAGGGAUUGUAUGGGCGUUGCAAUGAUGCGAAUGAGAUCUUCUCCCCAAAAGGCUUUACUCGAGGUGCUGCCGUUGUGGUCAACACUAGUUGCUCAUGGAGUGAGACAUCUGCUGGAGAAGAACAAUAUGCGAGCCUUUUUGAGAAGGGUUUCCAGCGAACGGAGUAAUUACAGCCCUACAAACGAGCCAAUCCAACUUGCUCAGAUGCGGACUUUAUGCUCUGGUUAUGUGCCCUUCAAUGAGGAAGUUUCUAUGCGAACCUUCAAAUACUGGCUGGAAACAAGUUGGGGGAUAGAGCAUGACAUUCGAUACGAAUUGGAAGAGCUUGGUGUCGAGAGGGUUUAUUCAGGCCCAUGUGCGAGGCCUUGGUUUGGAAAAAUGUGUUCCAUGGUGCUUGGUCGAAGGUUGCUAUGGACUGAACGGGAGUAUCUCGGUCUUGCACCACCAGGCGCUAAAAAGGGUGACCAUGUGGUAGUCCUUGAGGGCAGCCGUGUACCUUUCAUUUUAAGAAACGUCGAUGGGGGCUUUUGGAAGGUAAUUGGUGAAUGCUACGUUCACGGGAUCAUGUACGGCGAGGCAUUUGAUGCUCAAAAGUGCGAAGAUAUCAUUCUUGUAUAA